GGGGAACAAUAGCUGUUUCUGGCUUGGAAAGCGUCUAAAUUUAUUUUUGCUUGCAGUUUUUCAUCGUCUUAAAUAUGACUUACGUAUAAUAUUUGCACAGCCGGCACGAGUACGGCUGUGCCAGCAAUCAGCUUAAUUUCUCAUCAAGUAAGAACAAACACCAUCACGGCACGCGACGCUUGGCUAUGUAAACAAACUUCCAAAAACAUAUGGUUGUACAUACAAACAUAUGUAUGUAUGUGCAUAUUAAUGUAUAAACAAAAGUCUUCAGAAUUUAUUGUUGUUGUGGUGCUAUUGCUUAUCGCAUUCGAAAACUAGUUUUCGCGGUUAUUGAACCUAUGACACUUGACUUAACCGGCUAAACGCUCGGGGCGUGAUUAUUUUUUGGCAACUAAAUUAACAUCGGCAUUUGGACGAGUCAGCAAAUUCUCUUCGAAGUUCAAACUUGAACCAAAAACAGUACAGAACACACAGCCAGAAGCUGCCACAUGUACGUUUACAAGAUGGGAAACCGUGGACCGGAGCUGAUAAUAUGCUCCUUUAUAGUUGUCAGCCUGCUAGUGAUACAUUUCUUUUCGGACCUGUUGCGCAUUUCACUCGGAGGCAGCUAUUCGCUGGAUGUAACGCUGUCACAGCUGGUGGAGGCACAGUCCAAGGAUUAUGCAUGGCUGCUCAAGUUGCUGGUCAAUUGCUUUGGCUACAGUUGUGUUUUCGUGCCCGGCUAUCUUAUCUACAAGUAUGUGCAACGCACCAAUUAUCUCGAACGUGGCAACAAAACAUUUCUGCACACGGCCGUCAACAUGUGCAUCACUGGGAAUUCAAGCUAUGAAGCUGUGGAUGUUAUUCACGUUAGUGGGAGCAGCAGCGGGACAACGGAACGGGAUCGUCCAAGUAAACGCACCAGUUCCCAGGAGGCAGUGCAGCUGUUCUGGUGCUUUGGCGGUCUCAUGGUUUCCUAUCUCACUUGGGGAGUGCUGCAGGAAAAGGUCAUGACCCAGCAUUACUACAAUUUCGCUGGAGAAAGUGCCAAGUUUAAGGACUCGCAAUUCCUGGUCUUUGCCAAUCGCCUGCUGGCCUUCUUUGUGGCGCUCGUCUAUCUACAGUGGCAACCCGCUACAUCUCGUCAUCGUGCGCCUCUCUACAAGUAUUCCUUUGCCUCCUUCUCGAAUAUCAUGAGCGCUUGGUUCCAAUAUGAGGCUCUCAAAUUUGUCAACUUCCCAACCCAGGUGCUGGCCAAGUCCUGCAAGAUUAUACCAGUCAUGUUGAUGGGCAAGAUUAUGUCGAAAGCCAAAUACGAGUCCUAUGAAUAUCUCACAGCACUGCUCAUCUCCCUGGGCAUGAUAUUCUUUAUGAGUGGCUCCUCCGAGAACAGCAAAGCGAGUGGUGUAACAACCUUGACGGGUAUUUUUCUGCUUUCCAUGUACAUGGUCUUCGACAGUUUUACAGCCAAUUGGCAGGGUUCGCUUUUCAAGAGCUAUGGCAUGACCUCGCUUCAAAUGAUGUGUGGCGUCAAUCUAUUCUCGUCCAUCUUCACUGGCGCAUCACUGUCCAUGCAGGGCGGUUUUAUGGACUCGGUGGCAUUUGCCACAGAGCAUCCAAAGUUCGUCUUCGACAUGGUUAUUCUAUCCAUAUGCUCGGCGGUUGGGCAAUUGUUUAUUUACCACACAAUUGAUGUGUUCGGACCAGUUGUGUUUACCAUCAUCAUGACGCUGCGACAGGCCGCUGCCAUAAUGCUUUCCUGUUUCAUCUAUCAACACAGCAUUUCGGUGCUGGGCAUCUUUGGUGUGCUCAUCGUUUUUGUGGCCAUCUUUUUGCGCGUGUAUUGCAAUCAGCGCUUGAGGGCGAAACGCAAGCGUGCCGAGGCCAACAAGCCCAAGACUGCUGUAUAGUUGUAAGUUGGAAUAUAUGUGAUGAUCAUGCUCAAAACUAUGACGCACAGUUCCAAUUUCGAAUAAAAUACACAGCUAGGCAGCUGCUAUGUUAGUCUGAUAAUUGCGAUUUUAGCAUCAAAACCAACUAUUUUUAAUUGUACACAUUUGUUUUGUAGUUCUAAGUUUAAAAGUAGUUUUAACGAAAGUCCUGAGGCUUGAAAAAUGUUUGUAUGUGUGCUUAAAGAAUAAUAUAUUUAAAUUAUAACAAAAUAUUUAUUAAAAUACAUAUCAGCAGCAAAUAUUCUUGCAACUUGAUAUGAAUGUAAU
Molecule: messenger RNA, 2198 nt
Organism: Drosophila innubila
Lineage: Eukaryota; Metazoa; Arthropoda; Insecta; Diptera; Drosophilidae
Gene: sll
Product: adenosine 3'-phospho 5'-phosphosulfate transporter 1
Exons: 4
Coding region: 489-1889 (466 amino acids)
Biological process (GO): transmembrane transport
Cellular component (GO): endoplasmic reticulum membrane; Golgi membrane
Molecular function (GO): 3'-phosphoadenosine 5'-phosphosulfate transmembrane transporter activity
Source: RefSeq, a predicted model, not a curated record